Messenger RNA from Trichoderma breve, 1011 nucleotides. RefSeq lists its product as uncharacterized. The record is from RefSeq and is a predicted model, not a curated record. Bases 1 to 1011 code for a protein of 336 amino acids. The transcript has 3 exons. NCBI's taxonomy places the organism in Eukaryota, Fungi, Ascomycota, Sordariomycetes, Hypocreales, Hypocreaceae.
AUGAGAGCUCAGUUGAACCUCCUCCGCGUCCUCCUGGCGGCGUAUUUGAGUACGCUGGUGGUUGGGUAUGUGAAUGCACCAAGAGAUCGAUUUGUCACUUUGACUCGAGGAUACGAUGGGUACAAUCUUUUGAAGCGGCAAGAUGACUCGCUAGACAGCAACUGCUUUUACGCUUGUGAAGUUUCAGCUUGCGGAAGUUCCUGCGCUCCUGUGCAAAAACGUAAUGUCUCUGAAGUUGAGAAACGAGAUCGCCAGUACAGACUGUGGAACGAGACGACCGACUCGUGGUCAGAAGUUUCGGCCGCCGUCUAUGAGGCUCACCUGUCACGUCGGGCUCUAGAGAAGCGAGCUUUUAUCACCAACCCACGCUGGAAUGCCGCAAGAGUCGCCAGGUACUUGCCUGGUCAGAUUGCGCUCAAUAGUAAUGGCCAAGUUGUGCCAGCAGACACCCAAUUUCCAACAAACGAAGGCUUCUUCAUUGGGGGGACUAAUCAAGGGACAGUAGCAGUCUUGCGGGAAUUUGGAAACGACCCAAUACAGCUUGGUACAGGAGGGCUUCAUGGAUGUACCAUGCUGGCGGUUAUUAGCACUCGUGCUGUUUAUAUGGCGCACUACUGGGAGACAUAUACGACAGGAGGAAACGACAAUAUUGCUGCGGGAAGCGCAGACUUAGCGAAGUGGCAGACGAAAGUUCUCAAUUCCAUCACGGGAACGGGAACUCAAGACCCUAAUGCACAGGCUGAUGCUCUCAAUUGGAACCUCUUCAAUCAGCCUGGCGACAAUACUCGCGUCAUGAUCAUGUCACCAAACGAUGAGAAAAGCACUUCUCUCAAGUACAAGAAUAAGAUUGGGCUUAUUCGGUCUUUGCUACAGGAAAAUAUUCCUGGUGUGAAUAUUGUACAGCCAAAAGCGUAUACUCGCUUAAACUACAGGGUUGUAAACGGGGUUUAUGAUGGACCUGAUGCCGACAAAGUUGAUCAGUCGGAACGAGGGAUUGCACUUUUUCAGUGA